AUGAACAACGAAAGUAUAUUGACAUUACCAUCACAUAUUCUACCGAGAAGUAAUCACUUCAUUACCGUACCAAAAAAAUAUCCAUCAUAUAACUUGAGAAAUAUGAGUGGAUUUAGGAUUGGAGAUGUUGUUAAAACUGUUAGUAUAAGUCGAACACGGAAACGUAUUUAUGAAAUGAGUCCAUCAUUAAAUUUAACUUGGCCUAUUCAAAUGCUUUGUGAUACUCAAAUAAAAAAUGAACGUCGACGUAUUAUUCUCAGUUCAAUCGUUCGAAUUUAUAAUAAUACAACAUUACCAUUACUUGUUUUAAAUGUUGACUCAACUGACAUAAAAAAACAUAGUCGAGUAGCAAGACUAGAAAUCAAUCAAGAUUAUUAUGUACCAAUGGAUUUACUUUAUGCAUAUACAAGUUCACCGAUAUUUAUUGCAGUUGAUGAAGGUGAAGAAGUAAAUGAUUUUUUUUCAUUUGAUUGGGAUAAAGAAUUUUCAACAGAAAGAAUAAUAAAAUUAAAAAGUGGAAAUCAAGCUAAUUUUACUGUAAAAAUUCUUUCAACAAAUUUUCAAUUUGUAAUUUUUAUAUAUUUGAAGGUUUUUAAAGAAUUAACUGAUGCUUAUUCAGAAAAUACUGAUCAAAUUAAUCGAACAAGUUUUAAUCUUUAUAUUCAUCCAGCACUUCAUUUAACUAAUCUUUUACCGAUUGAUAUUGAAUGUUCAAUUGAUAAUGUCGAACAAUUUGCUUUAAAACCAAGUCAAUUAUAUUUAGUUACAUCUGGUAGUAGAAGUUCUUCAUUACUUUUUACUAUUCCAUCAUAUGAUAAUAUAAAAUGGAUAUCUGAACCGGUGGAUUUAAAAGUAGAAGGAAAAGGUGAUUUUAAUGAACAUAUUGUUAUCUUUCGUAAUAAAGCUGCUUCUAAUCCUCAACAAAUACUAAGAAUGGUUUUACGUGUUGAUACUUUUCAUGAAUCUUAUCGUUUAUUAUUUUAUUCAUCAUUGUGGAUUCUUAAUCGUACAGAUCUUAAACUUGAAUUUCAAAUUGAAAAUAAUCGAACAUUUAUUGAUGUUAUUGAAAGACCACAUUUAGUAUGUCCAGAAAAAAUUGGCAGUGAAGCAAACAAAAAAGGACAAAUUUGUGUAUAUGGUGUUGAUCAAGGUGAUGCUGCAGCAAAAUGGUCAGAAAAAUUUUCUCUUGGUGUUAUUAAAAGUACAGGUUUGACAAGUUGUAGAGUACCAAAUGAUCAAAUAUAUAUGAUUUGUGUGGAUAUUGCAACAAGUUCAUUUGGUUUAACAAAACUUGUUACACUUUCACCAGCAAUGGUUGUUAUUAAUAAAUCAACUGUUGGAAUUGAAGUAGUGGAAACUGUAUCUAAUGAAGAACAAGGCAAAUGGGAAACAAUUAAUCCUGAACAAUUAAUUCCAUUUUGGCCACGUAAUAUAAAAGAGAGUGUAAUGCGUGUUCGUUACACACAUAACCAGAUAACAUCAAGUCCAUUUAAUAUGAAUCAAAAACAUCGAACACUUUUACGCAUGGAGGAUGAAGAAUGUCCAGCAAUUUAUGUUGAAGUGGCAGCAACAGAUUUUGAUAGUGUCAAAGUUAUUUUUGAAGAUUAUAAAAUUGGUGAUGCGCCUUUACUCAUUGUAAAUUCUUUAGAAAACGAACCUGUUUCGUUUUGUCAAGUUAAUGAUGUACGAACACAAAUUUUGCCACCAUCAAAUUAUGUUUAUUAUACCUGGACAGAUCCAAUAUUACCAAGAGAAUUAACAGUAUCAUGCGGAUCUAAAUCCGAGAAAAUAGGAUUUACUGUCAGGGGCGUAAAUGUUCCAGCAGCACCUUCACUUAAAAUUGAUGCUGAUUUAGAAGAGUUUCGAAUAAUACUUGCAUCAAAACAAGCAAAACUAUUUGAUAUACAAGUUCAAGGUGUCAAAGCUUAUGUAUCACAAGCACCAGAAAAGACAUUAGUCAAUUUAAUUCUAUCCGAUUUAUGUAUUUUGGAUCCAUAUAAAGAUGCACGAUAUCGAAAAAUUAUUUCUCAACAAGGCGAUGAUAAAGAAUUACUUCGUGUUGAUUUAUCUCUAUUUAAUUAUCCUGAAGGAUAUCAAAAAGCUAUUGAUGUUUUUGAUUGUGAUGUUAAAGUUCAAUUUGCUAAAGCAAAUAUUGUUUUUCUUUUUAAACAUAUCGAUGCAAUUUUGGGUUUUCUUGAUUCAUUAAAUAUAACAAAAGCAGCACUUAAUAUAGCCUCAACACAAGCUGAUGCUGCUUAUGAACAAGUACAAAAAUUACAAGAACAAGCAUUUAAAGUUCAUCUUGAUAUAACAUUUAACGCACCAAAUAUUAUUAUUCCAACAAAUUCAUAUUCUGACCAAGCACUUUUUCUUGAUUUAGGUAAAUUAAUAUUAAAAACAAAUUUUUAUGAUGAUCCAAGAAAAUCUCUUGUUGAACAACAAAAUAUCCGUUUCGAAAAUAUGCUUGCUAGUCGUGUUAAACUUGAUCGAGAUUGUAAUAUACUUGGUGAAGCUAUUUUACUUGAAUGUGCGGAAUUAAACACAUUAAUUAAUCGCUUACUUUAUCCAGACAAAGUUAAAACUGAACCAGGAGUUUCAAUUAAAGUUGAUUGGAAAUUAGUUCAUUUUCAAUUAGCAAAAGAUGAUUAUUCAUGUGUUAUGAGAGUUCUAAUGGAAAAUUUUUCAGAAAAUAUUCGUGAUCAAAUACCUGAAGGUUUUCAAAAUGAACAAUAUCGUUAUAGGCAAGAAGCACAAGAAAAAGAAGAAGAAAAAUUAAGAGCUGCUGUUAUUAAGAAACAAAAAGAAUCUUGUGGUACUGAAGUAUUACCGACACUUAAACUUCGAGCCGAAAUAAAAAAAUUAGCAUUGACACUUUAUCUUGGAGAAUCAGACAUGAGUGUUCGUCGUGGACCACGUAAUGAUAAUUUAAAAUUAGCCAAUGUUCAAAUUGAUACUUUUGAAGCAUUAUUUCGUCAACGUUCAGAUGGAAGUUAUAAAGCAACAGCACGUGUGAAAAAUUUCUUACUUGAUGAUUUACGUGCGACAAAUAAAUCAUCAAGUGUAACACGUAUGAUGGAUAGACAUUUUACAGUUGAUCCUAAUACUCAUAUGUUUGUUGCAUCAUUUGAAUUCAACCCAAAAAAUCAAUCACGUCCAACAGCACUUCGACAAUUAACUGCACAACUGGAAAGUCUUUAUAUAUCUAUAAGUUUGGAUUAUUUAAUGAUAUUACAAGACUUUUUUAUUUCUGGUCUACCAUCGGGUAAUGCUGAAACACCACGACAGGUUGAACAGCAAGCAAUAACAACAACGGAGCAAUCAAACAAUGAUCAAAAUCGAACAAAAAUGGAUAAGAAACCAACACCUGUCACUUCAAAAACAUCUGUAGCACCAUCAAAACCUACAACUACUCAAACCACCACUGCUUCUAAUGCCGAUACAGAACUUGAAACUCGAAUAGAUGUUAGUGUGAAAAAUCCUGAAAUAAUUUUACUUGAAGAUCAACAUAAUUCAAAUUCAAAUUGUCUUGUACUUGAUUUAGCUUUACAAUUACGUAUGAUUACUAUUGGUACUAAUACACAAUUAUAUGGCUGGUUAAAAAAUUUAACAGUUUAUAGUUCAAAUUUUGCUGAAUUAAGAGAAUCAAAUAAUUCCGGAUCAAAAAUAAAAUAUCGUAUUUUACAACCAGCUAAAGCUGAUAUAUAUCUAACAAUGGAUAAUGAACAACAAAAAAUAGAUGUACGAAUAUCGGAUAUUAUUGUUAGUAUUGCACCAGCUGCCAUUCGCACUCUUAUUGGUGUUACAAGCUCAUUAGGAACAUUACAGGCAGCUACGAAAGAGGAAACUGAAAAACUUAAUUCGAAAUCAUUAUUUAAUCCAAAACCUAUAAAAGAUGGACAUUUUUGGUUUACAAAAGAUUAUGAAAAAAAAUCCCAACAAACUGAUGAAUCAGAAACAGCUCGAGAUACUUCAUCACAACAGACAGUUGUUAAAGAAAAAGAAGAGAUACAAAAACCAUUAAUACAACAAUUAAUUUUAAUAUUGGAAACAAUUGAAGUUAAACUUGAAGUUGGAUUAGGUUCAGUAACAAAAUCUGUUGUAGCUAUGUGUUUAUCAAAUUUAACGGCUGAUGUUCAAAAUUGGUCAUCGAAUAUGAGUCUUGCAUCAACAGUAAAUGUUGAAGCAGCAUUAUACAAUGAAAAUAUGCUUAGUUGGGAACCACUUAUUGAACCAACAAUUGCUUCUGAAGGUGCACGUAUUUCACCAUGGUGUAUUACAUGCUCAAUCUUACCCGCUCUUCCAUUGACGGAAAAAACUGAAUCAUCAGUUAUAGAUGCACAAGAACGAAAAGAAGAUGUUUCAUCUUCAAAAUCUAAGCAGAUAAUACUUGUACGUGCUGAUCAAUUACUUAAUAUAACAAUAACAAAAACUGGUCUUGGUCUUGUUCAACGUUUAUCAGCUUUAUUUAAUGAUGUUUAUAAUAAACGAUUGCCACCAAGUGAUGAUGAUGAUCAACCACUGUUAUCUUUAUGUAAUGAAACAGGACGAGAAUUGUUUAUUGAUAAUUUAGAUGGACUUCAAUUUGCUAUUGAUUCAUCAUUAAAAUCAAUCACUCUUCAAACAAAUCAAUCUAUUCCAUUAAAUGUGGCUAAUGAACAUCAAACAGCUGGAAGACUUUCAGUUAUUGAUGAACAAACUUUUAAAAAACGACAAGAAUUUUCUGUUAAAAUCGGAGAUGUUGUUAAAACUGUUAGCACAAGUCGAACAUGGAAACGUGUAUAUGAAUUAGGUCCAUCAUUAAAUGCACGUUGGCCGAUUCAAAUGCUUUGUGAUGCUCAAAUAAAAAAUGAGCGUCGUCGUAUUAUUCUCAGUUCAGUUGUUCGAGUUUAUAAUAAUACAACAUUACCAUUACUUAUUUUAAAUGUUGACUCAACUGAUCCAAGAAAACAUAGUCGAAUAGCAAGAAUUGAAGUUAAUCAAGAUUAUCAUGUACCAAUUGACUUACUUUAUGCAUAUGCAAGUUCACCGAUAUUUAUUGCAAUUGAUGAAGGUGAAGAAGUAAAUGAUUUUUUUUCAUUUGAUUGGGAUAAAGAAUUUUCAACAGAAAGAAUGCUAAAAUUAAAAAAUGGAAAUCAAGCUAAUUUUAUUGUUUUCAAAGAAUUAGUUGAUGCUUAUUCAGAAAAUACUGAUGUACUUAAUCAAACAAGUUUUAAUCUUCAUAUUCAUCCAGCACUUCAUUUAACUAAUCUUUUGCCAAUUAAUAUUGAAUGUUCAAUUGACAAUGUCGAACAAUUUACUUUACAACCAAGUCAAUUAUAUUUAGUUACAUCUGGUGGUAGAAAUGCUUCAUUAGUUUUUACUAUUCCAUCAUAUGAUAAUAUAAAAUGGAUAUCUAAACCGAUUGACUUAAAAGUUGAAGGAAAAGGUGAUCAUAAUGAACAUAUGGUUAUCUUUUGUAAUGAUGCUGUUUCGGAUCCUCAACAAAUACUAAGAAUGGUUUUACGUGUUGAUGCUUUUCAUGAAUCAUAUCGUUUAUUAUUAUAUUCACCACUGUGGAUUCUUAAUCGUACAGAUCUUAAACUUGAAUUUCAAAUUGAAAAUAAUCGAACAUUUAUUGAUGUUAUUGAAAGACCACAUUUAGUUUGUCCAGAAAAAAUUGGAAGUGAAGCAAACAAAAAAGGACAAAUUUGUGUUUAUGGUAUUGGUCAAAGUGAUACAACAGCAAAAUGGUCAGAAAAAUUUUCUCUUGAUGUUAUUAAAAGUACGGGUUUGACCAGUUGUAAAGUGCCCAAUGAUCGAACAUAUAUGAUUUGUGUGGAUAUUGCAACAAGUUCAUUUGGUUUAACAAAACUUGUUACACUUUCACCAGCAAUGGUUAUUAUUAAUAAAUCAACGAUUGGAAUUGAAAUAAUAGAAACUGUAUCUAAUGAAGAGCAAGGUAAAUGGGAAACGAUCAAUCCUGAACAAUUAAUUCCAUUUUGGCCACGUAAUAUAAAAGAUAGUUUAAUGUGUGUUCGCUAUGCACAUAAUAAAAUAACAUCAAGUCCAUUUAAAAUGAAUCAAAAACAUCGAACACUUUUACGCAUAGAUGAUGAAGAACGUCCAGCAAUUUAUGUUGAAGUAGCAGCAACAGAUUUUGAUGGUGUCAAAGUUAUAUUUGGAGAUUAUAAAAUUGGUGAUGCACCUUUACUUAUUAUAAAUUAUCUAGAAAAUGAUCCUGUUUCAUUUUGUCAAACUAGUGAUGUACGAACACAAAUUUUACCACCAUCAAAUUAUGUUUAUUAUACAUGGAUAGAUCCAUUACUACCAAGAGCAUUAACGAUAUCGUGUGGAUCUAAAACAGCGAAAGUAGAACUUACUCCUCAACGUAUUGCACUUGGUCAAGAAGGUCAAUCUAAUGUAACUUAUACUGUAUUUAUUGAUGGUAUUCAAACAGUUUUACUCUUUUCUGAUGAGGAAAAAGCAAAAGAAUCAGCUUCAAAAAUACCAUCAGUAGCUGAAUCUAUGGAUCAACAUAUACAAAUUGGUAUACACGAUAUUGGUAUUUCUAUUGUUAAUGAUCUAACACGAGAAGAAAUGUUUUAUAUAAGUUUAAAUAAAUCAAAAGUUGUUUGGACUGAAAUAAAAAAGAAUCGCACUAAACCUUUAUCACGUAGUAUUAAUACAUAUUUAGAAGAACUAUAUACAACUCAUGUUGAACAGUGUGAAAUGAAUCCCGAUGAUAAGGAACUUCAAAGAAAAAAAUAUCAAAUGGAAGGAUUUCGAGAAAUUUCAUUUCAUGGUGAUAAAGCAGAAUUAAUUCAUUCAAAAUCUCAACAAAAAAUUGCUAAACGACAAGCAUUAGAUGGUCUAUGGAUUGAAUAUGCAUGGUCAGCAUCAAAUUCUGCAAUACAUCUACGUAUUAAUCGUGUACAAAUUGAUAAUCAACUUGAUUAUACAAUAUUUCCUGUUAUGCUUCAUCCAAGUGUUUCAAAAGGAACAGGAUCUGAUUAUGUUGAAAAACCAUUUAUUGAAUUAAGUGUUUAUCAGUCUAAAACAGCACAAUCAAAUAUAAUGCAAUUUAAAUAUUUUAAAGUACUUAUUCAAGAAUUUGCUGUUCAAAUUGAUCAGGGUUUAAUUGUUGCCAUUCUCAACUUUUUAAAACCAGACAAUGUUACCGCAGCACCAGCAAUCAAUAUGAAUACUGAUUUAGAACAAAUUCAAAAACCACUUCAUGAUAUCAUUAACGCACAAAUUGAAAGUCCAUCCGGUGAAACAGAAAUGUUUUUUGAUAAUAUUCAUUUAUCACCACUUAAAAUUCAUGUUAGUUUUUCGAUGCAUGGAUCAAAUCCAAGUGAAGAGUUAUUAGCUGAAUAUCCAUUAGUUGGAUUUCUUCUACAAACUUUAAACGUUGCCGAAGUACAAGAUGUUAUUUUACGUUUGGGUUAUUAUGAACGAAAAAAUGAAAAAUUUACAACAACAAAAAUAACAAAUGAAGUUUCAUCUCAUUAUCAAAAUCAAUUUAUGAAACAACUUCAUGUAUUAGUGCUUGGACUUGAUGUACUUGGAAAUCCGCUUGGUGUUAUUCGUGGUCUUGCAGAAGGUGUUGAAUCAUUUUUCUAUGAGCCAUAUAAAGGUGCAAUUGAAGGUCCAUUAGAAUUCGCUGAAGGUGUAGCAACUGGUUUUAAAGCAUUAUUUGGUUCAGCUGUUGGUGGUGCUGCUGGUGCUGCAUCAAAAAUAACUAGUGUGUUUGGAAAAGGUUUAGCAAGUUUAACAUUUGAUGAAGAUUAUAAGAUUUCACGUAUUCGACGCAAAGAACCGGGAGUGACUGCUACAACACAUAUUGCUAUAGGAGGAAAGAAUGUUGUUAUGGGUUUUGUUGAUGGUGUUAAGGGUGUGGUAACAAAACCAAUAAGAGGAGCAAAACAUGGUGGAGCAUCGGGUUUUUUCAAAGGUUUAGGACAAGGUGUUGUUGGUCUUGUCGCACGACCAACAGGUGGUAUUGUAGAUUUCGCUAGCACAUCACUCGAUUUAAUCAAAAGAACUGCUCAACAAGAAGAAAUUGUUCGUCGUGUUCGUUAUCCACGUCAUGUUGGUCGUGACGGUGUUGUUCGACCUUACGUUGCUCAUGAAGCUAUGGGAUUUUAUAUAUUGAAUCGAUUAGAAGAUGGAAAUUAUGCCAAAUCGGAUACAUAUGUUGCUCAUAUAACUUGUUCAGAUAGUCCACUAUCUUGGUUAAUGGCAACAUCAAAACGUUUAUUAUUCGUAACUGAAAUAUCAUUUCUUGGUUUAUAUGAAAUCGAUUGGGAAAUACUCUAUGAAGAUUUAAAAGAAGAACCAACUAUAAAAAUAAACACAAAUCAAAUUCAAAUUUUAACCAAAGAACCAAAAUCAACUGGAACUAUGAAAUCGCAUCAAUCAUUUGGAAAAUUAGUUAAAUUUAAAACUAUAUCCAAUGCUAAAUAUAUUGUCGAUAAAAUUGGAAGUGCGAUGCAUAUCGCUGGUCUUUAA
This is a messenger RNA of Rotaria sp. Silwood2, 8490 nucleotides long. The record is from the annotation of a GenBank genome assembly. Lineage: Eukaryota; Metazoa; Rotifera; Eurotatoria; Philodinida; Philodinidae.